AGACGUGGUGUAGCUGUGGGCUUGCUCUGCUGUUCGCUAGGCUUGGUGGGAAGACCUGUUCUCGAGUCCGCGCCUUUCGUCGCCGCCAUGUCGGGAGGUGGUGUGAUUCGUGGGCCGGCAGGGAACAACGACUGCCGCAUCUACGUGGGGAACUUACCUCCAGACAUCCGAACCAAGGACAUUGAGGACGUGUUCUACAAAUACGGUGCUAUCCGCGACAUCGAUCUGAAGAACCGCCGCGGAGGACCGCCCUUCGCCUUCGUUGAGUUCGAGGACCCGCGGGACGCGGAAGACGCGGUGUACGGUCGCGACGGCUAUGAUUACGAUGGAUACCGUCUGCGGGUGGAGUUUCCUCGAAGCGGCCGUGGUACAGGCCGAGGCGGCGGCGGGGGUGGAGGUGGCGGGGCUCCCCGAGGCCGCUAUGGCCCCCCGUCCAGGCGUUCUGAAAACCGAGUGGUUGUCUCUGGACUGCCUCCAAGUGGAAGCUGGCAGGAUUUGAAGGAUCACAUGCGUGAAGCAGGUGAUGUAUGUUAUGCUGAUGUUUACCGAGACGGCACUGGUGUCGUGGAGUUUGUACGGAAAGAAGAUAUGACCUAUGCGGUGCGAAAACUGGAUAACACUAAGUUUAGAUCUCAUGAGUUCUGUCUAUCCAAUAGGGAGAAACUGCCUACAUCCGGGUUAAAGUUGAUGGGCCCAGAAGUCCAAGUUACGGAAGAUCUCGGUCUCGAAGCCGUAGUCGUAGCAGGAGCCGUAGCAGAAGCAACAGCAGGAGUCGCAGUUACUCCCCGAGGAGAAGCCGAGGAUCGCCACGCUAUUCUCCCCGUCACAGCAGAUCUCGCUCUCGCACAUAAGAGGACGGGUGACGCUUUUUGUAGAACCCACGUUGUAUACAGUUUUCCUUUAUUCAGUACAAUCUUUUCAUUUUUUAAUUCAAACCGUUUUGUUCAGAAUGGGCUGAAGUGUUGAAUUGCGUUCUUGUGUAACACCCCCUUGCUCCUAACAUCCACAUUGCCCUCGUGUCUGAGAAACUGUACUUUAAGUGAUGUCACAGACAGGAUUGUUUAAAUUUAGUUAACUCUCCAUGCUCUUCAGACCGUGAUACUAUGUAAAUGUCUCUUCUGCUCUGGUGUGUGUGAACUGGGUUGUUGGGGGUGUUUGUGGUUAUCUUACCUGGGGAAGUUCUUAUGUUUAUCUUGCUUUUCAUGUGUCUUUCUGUAGACAUAUCUGAAGAGAUGGAUUAAGAAUGCUUUGGAUUAAGGAUUGUGGAGCACAUUUCAAUCAUUUUAGGAUUGUCAAAAGGAGGAUUGAGGAGGAUCAGAUCAAUAAUGGAGGCAAUGGUAUGACUCCAAGUGCUAUUGUCACAGAUGAAAUUGGCAGUAUUGACCUUAUACUAAAAGGCAAGGGUUCAAAAUGAUGAUCUACCUUAAAACACUUGCAAACAUCUUAUGCAGUUACCUUUAGCUACAAUUGCUUUGCUCUUUAAACCUUGGCAAUUGUGGCAAAAUUACGUUGCCCGUUUCGUAACAAUUUAUUUUGCUCCCUGCCCUUUUUUGUUUUAAUAGGGACUAAUGUGGGAAGAACUGGCUAAUUUGUCACAAUGCUUAGUUACAACUGUUAAUGUGUGACCUGCUGUUGGUGUACAUGUGGGUACAGGGUGUCUUUAAUUCCAACCGGAUAGAGUAUAAUAUCAAUACUGCUAAAUCUGCAUGUCCUCUGUGUGACUGAUAUAGCGUUGCUACUUCAUUUUUUUUAAGACAAAAUGAAAGCAAAAUAUAGAGUUCCAACGUAUUGGUGUAGAUAAUCUAGUUGGGAAUACUUUUAAGUCUCACCUUCCCCUUUAAACUAAUAUUCAUAAUUGACUCAUAUGUUUAAAACACUUUAAUUUACAAAUUAAAUUACAGAUGGGAGCAUUAGAUUUAGUUUAGACUUAGGUGGGUAGCAAUACCAGUAAACUUCUCAACUACAUAACUUUUUGCAACCACAAAACCUGUAAUACGCUGUACAGUAACAAGUGUUGGCAUUAUCAGUUGAACUGUAAAUAUAAAAUGCUUCUUCCAA
Messenger RNA from Mesoplodon densirostris (Blainville's beaked whale), 2058 nucleotides. RefSeq names its product serine and arginine rich splicing factor 1 (gene SRSF1). The transcript has 4 exons. The record is from RefSeq and is a predicted model, not a curated record. Gene Ontology annotation, cellular component: cytoplasm; nucleus; ribonucleoprotein complex. Gene Ontology annotation, molecular function: mRNA binding. NCBI's taxonomy places the organism in Eukaryota, Metazoa, Chordata, Mammalia, Artiodactyla, Ziphiidae. Bases 88 to 966 code for a protein of 292 amino acids.